Messenger RNA from Aspergillus pseudotamarii, 840 nucleotides. RefSeq lists its product as uncharacterized. The transcript has 4 exons. Lineage: Eukaryota; Fungi; Ascomycota; Eurotiomycetes; Eurotiales; Aspergillaceae. The coding region runs from base 1 to 840 and encodes 279 amino acids. The record is from RefSeq and is a predicted model, not a curated record.
AUGAUUUACGGUAACAACGGGGAACUACAGGAUGUCCGACGCCUGACUCCUUACUCAGCCGAGGCAACAAUAGAGGAAAUGCAACGGAAAUACAGGGAGGAUGGCGUAUUAUGGGUGAAAAAUCUUCUCGACCCGAACAUGAUCAACAAAUUUCGCGGAGAGUAUCUUGCCAUGAUCAACGAGGGUAGCGGCAUGCUCAAGGAUGGAACUGAUAGCCGAGAUGGAAUAUUCAACCCUGACGCGGACUGGCGUCAAUUCCUUCUCGGCGGGGUGCGAGUUGCGGCUGGCAUUCCGAACGAUGGUCCAUUUGUCGAAAAGGCCAAUCACGCACACCAGUGGAAACCGUACGUUGACUUUAAGAGAAACAUUAGCCGACAAUUAGAGCCCUUUAUCUUCCUCCGGGCUGGCCCACCAACCAGCGUGACAGCCUGGGUUCCCCUAGGCGAUGUGGAACUGGAAGGUGGUGGGCUGAUCUAUCUUGACCGGUCUCACGAUAUAGGUGUACAGUAUGAAGAAGCCUUCUCAGAGAAGAACUCAGGACUCUCCGAUAUGGAGAAGGUGUCAGCUUUGAACCAAAAUAUGAUGAGGGGCGGUUGGCUGAAUAGAGAUGCCGCUCGAUUUGGGGAAGGACACAAACGCGCUUGGCUUGUGGGAAAUUAUGAGGCAGGCAAUGUCAUUUUCCAUACGCCUUACACCGUCCAUGCUGGUGCUCAGAACAGAUCGCCAACAGGCCGAAUUCGAGCCUCUACAGAUCUCAGGUUUGUGGACAAGACUAAACCUUACGACAAACGAUGGGAAGUUGUUGCUUUCUCGGAAAAUGAUGAGAACGUUGCCCGGUAG